GCGUGGUGGGCGGCGCGGGGCAGGGCAGGAGCGGGUGGCGUGUCGCGGGCGUGUGUGGUGUGGGCGGUGGAGGGGACGGGUGUGAGCGGCUUCCGAGGUGGUGUUCCCGUGUGAUACAUGGGCGGCGAUAAAUGAGUGUGGCGGGAGGUGGCGUGGCCCGCCCCGUCCCCCACGCACGGACCAAUGGCGGCCUGGCUGAGGCUCGCUCCGCCCCUGGUCGGAGCCACCAGGGGGCAGCAGCAGGCGACUGUGGACGGGCGGCGUUAGCGAGCGGGAACCAACAAGUCGUCCCCAGUCUGAGGGAGGCCCUCUCGCAGCGCGCACAACGCCGUGUGUCGCCGUGGUCCCCAAGGCCAGUGUGUACAGCCGCGUGCAGCGCAGUGCUGUGACGGGCGGCCCAGUGUGUGUGACGUGCUGCCCCGUGUGGUGACGCCCCGGGUGAUCCUCGUUGGCACCCUCGUGACAGCAUCCAGUGACACCCUGAGUGACAUGCGGCAGCCCGCCCGCUAGUUAGUGCUGCCGCAGGAGCCGCCCAGCUCAGUUUUGUGACGCACCGCGGCCUGCACUGGGAAAGGUGGCUGCCUCUGAAGGAGGUUCGGGCCCCGAGGUGGGCGGUGGGUGGCCGGGUGCGGGCGGUAUCGGAGGAUUGGGUGGGUUCACAGUGGCUCCCCACCCUCUGUUGGGCAGCAUGGCGGCGCCAGGGCCUGACGCCCAGGGCGGCGCGGGGGGCGAUAACCCUGCCAAGGACAUGGCCGCCCUGCAGAACUUCCAGUCCAUGGAUUGGCUCUUCAAGAAGGAACGCAUCUUUCUGCUCGCCCAGUUCUGGCAACAGAGAGCGGCACUGGCUGAGAAUGAAGUACACACGUUGAAGGAACAGCUGGAGACGGUCAAGUGCCAGAAACUGAAGGAAAGCAACAACAACAACAGCAGCAACAACAACAACAUCAACAGCAGUACCAGUCCGAAUAACAACAACAACAGCAUCAGUAACAGUAGCACUAUCAACGGGAACAGUGUAACCAACAGUAGCAGCGCCUCCUCCACUACCACCACUACCUCUUCCUCGUCCUCUUCCUCCUCCUCAUCUUCCUCCGCCACCACGACCUCCACCACCACCACCACCACCUGCCCCUCAGACACGGGCAUCGAUCUGGUGGAUUCCUCUGAAAUUAGCGAGAGAAUAGGAAGAAAGACGCCUAUGGAGGAAAUUAUUCAGUCAAAAGAGAAAGAGGUACGUGGAGCUUCCAUGUACAGCUCUACCUCGUCUCUGUCACUCCAGGAAGCCGCAGAAGUGUCCAAGUUAGUGGAGGACAUCUCGCGGCUCCAGGCGGCGCUCUCCGGCGUGAAGGAGGCGUCAGCGGCACAGAUGCAGGCAAUGGAGGAGCAGCUUGAGCAAAAGAACAGACUUAUUCACCGCCUCGAGCAGAAACUUGAGCACUCCACACUCGAAGAAGUCAAGAGAGAUUUCCAGAGUAAUAGGGAGAGGGACGCACGGCUGGGACCUGAAGGGCUAGGACUUCCACCUCGCUCCUUGGAAAGCCUUCUCGCCGACAGGAGCAAGUCAGACCACGAACUGAAGAUACCCACCUCAGAAUUCGGCAAACAGAUGCAUGAUGUUUAUGCCUCACAACUUCCCCACAUGGGCCACACACACCUCCACCCCCCCUUGAGACCCCACUUCCCUCCGCCCCUCGCCCCUCCGCCAAUGCCCUCCCCCAUCCCACCUCUCGCCGGACACCCCCAACCUGGGACACCACUGCACCACCUGUUUGGAGACGAGUGGCGCAGGUCCCUUGAAAGAACUGCCCAGGAGCGUCACCAUCUUAAUUCAGCAGGCCAGAUGUCCCCAGAUAGCGGAGGCGGGCCUGUGGAGAGAUCUGAUUCAAGGGACUCGCCGCUUGGGGAUGUCAAUAUGAAAAGUCCUUCCUCGCUCGUGAACGGCUUCCCACACGAAACUAAGAGUCCCUUCCAGCCGAGAGACGACCGCUCGCCCUUCAAAGAGGAGAUCUCGCCCUUAGCAUUCAAGUUCGAGGACAGGAUCACUGGAGAGUCUCUGAUACCCAAGGGUGACCCGAUGGAAGCUCGCCUGCAGGAGAUUCUAAGAUUCAACAUGGAGAAGUAUUGCCAGCAGAGUUUGGACACACUUUGCCUUGCCCGCCGCGUGAGGGAGCUACUGUCCAUUCACAACAUCGGCCAGAGACUCUUCGCUAAAUACAUCCUCGGACUGUCCCAGGGCACAGUGUCGGAGCUCCUCUCUAAGCCGAAGUGCUGGGACAAGCUUACCGAGAAGGGCCGUGACUCCUACCGCAAGAUGCACGCGUGGGCCACCGACGAGAACGCCAUCUACCUUCUCAAGUCACUCAUCCCCAAGAAAGCUUGCCGUAGGAAACCCGAUCCUUGCCUGAUGCCAAAUGGUGUGCAUCCUUUUACCUGGCCAUCCGCAUCAGGAACGAAGGAGUGUAGCACCGGUUUUCGCGGCCCGGACGAGACGGUGACAGAGGAACGCAUCCAACACAUUCUGAGCGAGGCGUCCCGAGCCAUGACCUCCACCUCGGUGCCCGCCCAAGGUCCCCAGCAGGAUCAGGACUCACGUAGCACUGAUUCAAAAUCCCCAGCUAGUUCCACACACUCCCCCAGCAGCCCGCUUUCCAGGGACGCCAGACGCAUGCGCAAGUUUGAUAACGACGACAUGCCGCAGGAAAAGGUGGCCAAGAUUUACCAGGACGAGUUGAUGAAGCUCAUGUCCAGACCACAGGAGCCCCCACUGCCACUCCCCCGCGACCCACAGUACCCCGGCAUCCUGUUCCCCUUCCUAGGCCAAACGCUGCUCUUCAAUCGUUCCCCGGAAGAGGUCAAGAUGGCCGUGGAUGCUUACCGACAGGAGCUCGGCAAACUGCAAAGUUCCGCCACUGGUUUUGGUUUGGGUCCCGCUGGUCUUGCUUUGGAUGGCGCUGGCGGGCUGGGCGUGGGUGUGGGCGGAGCAGUGGGUAUGGGCAUUGGUUUAGGUACGGGCGGCCUUCAUAACGGCGCCCAAGACCUGUCCCUGCCGAAGCGAGAACAGAGAAGUAUUGACGAUGAUGAGGAUGGCAGGAACCUAAGCGCAGCGUCACCAUUCUGUCCCACGCGAUCCAAGGCAGAGACGAGUAUCACUACGCCCACAUCUCUUAGCAGUCUGAGUUCGUCUACGCCAAUUAGCAACCUUGUAACGCCAAUCACCUCAAUCGCAGUUAGUAGCAGCAGCGGAGAAGACUUGAACGUGUCCGCCUCGCCGCUACAACGUAUGGCAUCCAUCACAAAUUCGCUCAUGACAGGGCCGUCUAUUCCCACCAACGCGCCUGUCCCGCAGAAGCCCCUCAAGGCGAUCCUGCCGCCCAUCACACAGCAGCAGUUUGAUCAGUAUAGCAAUCUUAACACGGAGGAUAUUGUCAAGAAGGUGAAGGAACAGCUAAGUCAGUACAGCAUUUCACAGCGGCUGUUUGGGGAGAGUGUGUUGGGGUUGUCACAAGGAUCCGUGUCUGAUCUCCUCGCCCGACCUAAACCCUGGCACAUGCUCACACAGAAGGGUCGUGAGCCGUUUAUUCGCAUGAAGAUUUUCCUCGAGGACGACAACGCUGUCCACAAAUUGGUAGCGUCCCAAUACAAAAUAGCGCCAGAGAAGCUGAUGAGGACCGGAGGAUACACAGCCCCGCCCCUGUAUUUAGUCGGUGGUUGUCCACUGCCCGGGGGUUUGGGGGGGCCAGGGGCGCGGCUCCCCGGCAUGUUGUCCACUUCUGGUUCACCCACCCUUCCGCCAUACACAAGUAGCGGGAAGCCACACCCUCUCAAGCUUGCCGCUGACCUCCCGAAGAGCAUCGAGUCCCCCCUCCCUCCCGUGGGCAUUCCCCCCUCCCUGGGCGGCCUCCCUCUGUCCUCCCACCCGAUGCCCUUCGACACCAGAAUGCCCCCACUCGACCCCCUCCGGAAGGGUCCGCUGAGCAACCCUCGCCACCCCGGCCCCGUGGCGCCCUCCGUGUACGAGAUGGCGGCCCUCACCCAGGACCUGGACACUCAGGUCAUCACCACCAAGAUCAAGGAAGUCCUGCUGGCCAACAACAUUGGACAGAAGCUGUUCGGCGAAGCUGUGCUGGGUCUGUCCCAGGGCUCUGUGUCUGAGCUGCUGAGCAAACCCAAGCCGUGGCACAUGCUGAGCAUCAAGGGCCGCGAGCCGUUCAUCCGCAUGCAGCUGUGGCUCAACGACCCGCGCAACCUGGAAAAGCUGCAGCACAUGAAGAACGAGCGGCGAGAGGCCAGCAAGCGGCGGCGCGCCCUGGACCCAAGCGCCGAGGUGUCGCAAGACUCGCAGGAUGUGUUCCAGGCACCCUCCCCGGGCGGCACCUCCAAGAAGCAGCGCGUGCUGUUCUCCGAGGAACAGAAGGAGGCCCUCAAGCUGGCCUUCGCCCUCGACCCCUACCCCAAUCUGGCCAAUAUUGAGUUCCUGGCCCAGGAGCUCCAGCUGUCCACCCGCACCAUCACCAACUGGUUCCACAACCACCGCAUGCGGCUCAAGCAGUAUCCGGGCAGCCCAGGCGGCAGCAGCUCACCCUCGCGCGAGCCGCCGCAGCCGCCCCCCGGCCAGGCACAGGGACAGACCUUUGACCCGCUUAACUUCCGCAUCUUGCUGUCACAGCGGAUACUGGAGGUACGGAAGGAGAAAGGCCUGCCCCCCACCCUGCCCGGCCUGGGCCCUGGCCUGCCACCCGGCCUGUUCCCGCACCUGCCGCACCUGGGGCCACACCCCCUGGCUGGCCACAGCCUGGACCGUGACCUGGGCAGCGGCCUCGACCUCUCUAUGAAGUCCGAGAACGACUUCGACGACAACUCUCUCGACGAAGACUCCAACAUGUCGGGCGCCAUGAGUCCCGGCGGCGGCCGCUCCGAGGGGGAGGGCGAGGACCGCGAUGGGCGCGGCGCUCCCUCGCCCGUGGCGCGCUCCUCUCGCCGCAAACCCGCCGCCCCACAGUGGGUGAACCCGUCGUGGGCGUCGGGUGAUGGCCCCAAGGAGAGGGAGGUGAUCAUUAACGGCGUGUGUGUCAUGCAGACGGACGACUACCGCCCGCGGGACCAGCAGGAGACGGUGCGCAUUGAACCCACGCCCGUGGAAGAGGCGCGCGCACGCUCCCUCAAGGAGGAGCAGGAGGAGGAGCACGAGGAGGACCUGCAGCAGCCCGCCUCCUCCAUGCCCACCCCGCCCCCCCGCCCUGACCCCUCCGAGGGUGAGUCUGGCCCCCUGCAGGAGGAGGAGGCCGCCGGCCCCCAGGAGGGCCCCGCGCCGGGUCCUGACGCUCCCCCCGCCGAGGAGGGCGAGGUGGAGGAGGAGGAAGAGGCGUGAUGUUAGUGUCGGUCUAAGGAAGACGCUUUUGGAUUCCAGAGUUUAUCCCGUUGUUCUUAGAGUGUUGUUGUUCGUGCAGCGUACCAAAGGUGGGCCCAGGCGGCGGCGGCGGCGGCGGCGGCGGCGGCGGACACCUUUCUGGAAUCUCGUAGGCACGUUGUGGGCCUAUAAAAUCACAAUUUAGACUCUCAAGUCAUAAGUCCUACAAAAGGUCAACCUCUGUUAUUUUAUUAUGAAAUGUUCGUGUGUUUUACUUGUUAACUUGUCGAAAGGUUUGUACAUACAUUUUUCCUUACCCAAACUUUUUUUUCACGGAGCUCCCCUUAGGGUAGGUGACUUCAGGUAUUUAGAAUGCCAUAACCCUGAGCUUGUCGCCGGUGCGGCCGCCCACACCAGACACCAGGCCCGCCAGCACCACCACCAUCAACACCACCAACACCAACACACAACUUCACAUUCGAGUAUACAAGAGACGAGUCGCCACCCCCAAGAAAGCCGGCGCGGCGGUGGGCCCGGCAGCAGCCACUGCCUCAUGUCACAAAGGCAGUACACGCGGCACCUCCACCAGCCCCCGCCGGACCCCCGGUACUGUGACGCUUUCAGCCGGGUGGUCCCGCGGGCGGCUGUGGGAGUUGGUGCCGCGUGUGCCUGAGGGCGUGGGCGUGGAGCGACAGACAGACUCGUUCUAGUCUUCAUCUCAAGACACGACCGCCCACUGCCAUCGCUCGGUGAACGAUGGACUGAUGGACUGAACAAACUCUCGCCUGACGAGCCGCGACACUUUGGCCACGCUGUCAGACCUUCCACACUGACCUGGUGUCGCUGCGCCAGCUGUACAGCCGGUGACCUGAGGCUCCACGAAGAGAAAUUAUGUACACUUUACAACCCCGAGGGGCCACUGACACAAAUGAGCCACAAAGGGACUGCUGGUGAUACGUGAUUCGCUACAUGACUGGCUGCGUGUAAAUGAGGAGCUCCCACGUGAUUGGCGGAGCUCCGGGAUGAAGUGCAAGGCUGACUGGUAACUGGACGCAAAGGAAAUGUGAGUAGAUUUAAGAAGGUACGAGAAAAGUAACAAGUAACGUGGUGAGAUCAGGGAGAGAACAUGGUAAUUGUAAUAAGGAGAUUUUAGGGAGAGACUCAGAGUUUCAGAAAGCCUGAGCGACGGAUGAAGCUUCGAGCCAAUCACUCACUCGGUUCUGUCUUCUCCAAACUCAAUGCAACACAAAAGCAACCAACCGCACCAACAAAAAUAAAGUAGCAAGUUAAAAAAAAAAAAAACAGACAACCCCGCAGAAAAGUACAAUUCUCAAUAACCAAAAAAAAAGUAUUCAGUUACAUAAAAACAUUAAACAAACGAACGUACACAAAAAAGUACGGUAAUUUUGAGAGAAACGUGUAAUAAUCACUGAAGAGAACACAGACCUUCUAAAAAAGACUAUAAAUCAUGGAAACUAAACACUCAAGGAUCGAUUUGGUGUAAUGUAGCGCGUUCUCUCCUUCUAUGACCCCUCCUCUCCUCCCUCCCUCCCUCCCUUCAGGACCCUCCCCUAUGGACAGGUGGAGGAACAAGAGGGGGGGAGGGGCUAUUGUGAGCCUUGGAGCGAUAUUUUGAAUGUUCUGUGUCGUCAAACGAUUUGUUUCUUCUCUUCUUUUUUUGCUUUUUUUCUGCCUGACUGAUGAUGAUGAUUGUGAUUCCUGACUACUUUGUACUUCCUGUGUGUGUGUGUGUGUGUGUGUGUGUGUCGGGUGGCAGGAAGGCAUCGAGAGGAAAAACGACACACAAAUGGAGGGAAAAAUGAAAGGGAAACUGCAAUUAUUUCCAUCCUCUUGUAUAGAUUUGACAUUUAUCUGUAACAAUCAAAGCUUCUUCCUCACAACCUCUCCUCCUCCUCCUCCUCCUCCUCCUCCUCCUCCUCCUCCUCCUCCUCCUCCUCCUCCUCCUCCUCCUCCUCUUUCCUCUUCCUCCUCCACCCUUCCCAGCCCCUCCCUCUUUCCUUCCCUUCUCUUUCUCUCUCAGGAAAAGGGAAAUUACCCCACGAUUUCAAUGGAAUGGUCAUCAGGAAAAGAUUUUACUAUAUUGAAGGAAGUGAUGACAUAAUUAUACGUGGAGGAGGAAGAGGAGGAGGAGGAGGAGGAGGCUAAUAAAGGGAAGGAAAGAUAAAGAAAGGAAUGAAG
Portunus trituberculatus (swimming crab) is the source of this 7546-nucleotide messenger RNA. It is a transcript of the gene cut, whose product is annotated as homeobox protein cut-like. Gene Ontology annotation, biological process: regulation of DNA-templated transcription. The record is from RefSeq and is a predicted model, not a curated record. Gene Ontology annotation, molecular function: DNA-binding transcription factor activity, RNA polymerase II-specific; DNA binding. Lineage: Eukaryota; Metazoa; Arthropoda; Malacostraca; Decapoda; Portunidae.